AUGGGUUCACGCUGUGCCAAGCUUAGCACUGGCCACGGCCGGAGCCACGAAUCCUCUAUGAAGAAGCUCAUGGCCUGUGUGAGUCAGGACAACUUCUCCCUGUCAUCAGAGGGUGAGGAGGAGGCGGCGGAAGAGGAGGAAGAGGAGGAAGAGGCGGCGGUGGAGGAGGAGGAGCUGCCGGUGCAGGGCAAGCUGCUGCUGAUGGAGACGGAGCAGCAAGAGGAGGGCACCGAAGAAGGCCCCAUGGACCAGCUGAGCCCCAAGCCCAAGCCGUCGCACUCCUGA
Messenger RNA from Choloepus didactylus (southern two-toed sloth), 285 nucleotides. RefSeq names its product protamine 3 (gene PRM3). The transcript has a single exon. Gene Ontology annotation, cellular component: cytoplasm. Gene Ontology annotation, biological process: flagellated sperm motility. Lineage: Eukaryota; Metazoa; Chordata; Mammalia; Pilosa; Megalonychidae. The record is from RefSeq and is a predicted model, not a curated record. The coding region runs from base 1 to 285 and encodes 94 amino acids.